AGCAGCUGCUUUCUGAUGCAAUGCCACAUACACGUUGCGAGAAAUCGGGUAGGGUCAUUGGGUGGUUAAAGAUAGUGUAAUAAGAAAAGUAACAAUGGUGUCGAAACAAAAGGGUGAAAAUGAAAGAUUGAAAGUGGAAGAUACCCAAGACACGUCGAAGGAUCCUCCUGUGACCGCCGAGGAGUUGCAAUCGGCUUUAAGGAAUUUUAUUACAUUGGAUGCCGAGCAAAGGAAACCCCCUGUGAGCAAGCCCAAACCCUAUCUACCGGAGUCCAAAGCGAAUGGCAGAAGGAAUGUCUUGGUCACUUCGGCUUUACCGUAUGUGAACAAUGUUCCUCAUUUGGGUAAUAUCGUGGGGUGUGUUCUCUCUGCCGAUGUAUUUGCUCGCUUUUGUCGAUUGAGAAACUAUAACACCCUGUACAUUUGUGGAACGGAUGAGUACGGUACGUCCACGGAGACCAAGGCCCUUAAAGAAGGGUUGACCCCUCAGGAGAUUUGUGAUAAGUACCACAAGCUUCACGCCGAUAUCUACCGAUGGUUCAAUAUCGCCUUUGACCAUUUUGGUCGAACUACAACUCAACAACAGACAGAGGUGGCUCAGGACAUAUUUUGGAGCCUUCAUAAGGCUGGAAAUUUGUUGGAAGAUGCUAUUGAUCAGCUCUAUUGCGAGAAGUGUGAAAAGUUCCUGGCUGACCGAUUCGUGGAAGGAGUGUGUCCUAUGUGCGGCUUUGAUGAUGCCCGAGGGGAUCAAUGCGAUGCCUGUGGCAAGCUCAUCAACGCUCCUGAUCUCAUUAAGCCACGAUGUAAAAUCUGCUCGACUGCGCCUAAAAUUAAGCAGAGCCGACACAUUUUCCUCGAUCUGCCCAAGAUUGAGCCCGAAUUAGACAAAUGGUUGACGGAAGCCUCCAAAUCCUGGACCAAUAACGCUAGAGUGAUUGCAAGAUCUUGGUUGAAAGGAGGUCUUCAACCUAGAUGUAUCACUCGUGACUUGAAAUGGGGAACACCAGUCCCUAUGAAGGGAUAUGAGGACAAGGUGUUCUAUGUUUGGUAUGAUGCUCCCAUUGGAUACAUCAGUAUCACGGCCAAUUACACGAAAGAUUGGGAGAAGUGGUGGAAGAACCCGGACGAGGUCGAACAUUACGAGUUCAUGGCCAAAGACAACGUUCCGUUCCAUUCGGUGAUCUUCCCUGCUUGUCAAUUGGGCACCAAGCAGGACUGGACAAUUGUUAACCAUCUCAUGGCCACGGAAUAUUUGAACUAUGAGGAUGCCAAAUUCUCUAAGAGUCGAGGAAUUGGCGUCUUUGGCAACGAUGCCAUGGACACUGGGAUUCCAAGUGACAUCUGGAGGUUCUACCUCACCUAUAUUCGCCCCGAAAACCAGGACUCCGCAUUCCAGUGGGACGAUUUGAUGCUCAAGAAUAACUCCGAGCUGUUGGGCAACUUAGGGAACUUCGUGAACCGCGCUUUGAAGUUCUGUAAGGAAAACUUUGAGGGUAAGAUUGUCGAGAUGAAGCUGAACCUGGAUGACCAGAAAUUCCUGGUUUUGGUCACGCGACAUAUCAAACAAUAUGUGGAAGCCUUGGAAGGGGCCAAAGAGCGGGACGCCAUCGUUCAACUCUUGAGCAUUUCUCGUCUGGGAAAUCAACUCAUGCAGGCCAACAAACCCUGGAAAUUAGUCAAGAGCGAAUCAAGAGAAGAUCGAGCUCGAGCUGGAACCGUGGUUAGCUUGAGCGUGAACACGGCGUGUCUCCUGUCCAUUUUAAUCGAGCCAUUCAUACCAGAUAUUGCCGGCACCUUAAAAAAGCAAUUGAACUUCGCACCAGGCUCUGCCCCGGUUCUGGAUGUCCAUUUUUUAUGUCUCUUGAAACCCGGGCAUGUUAUUGGGGAUCCAGCUCCAAUGAUUCGCGAGAUCAAAGCCGACGAAAUCAAGGCACUGAAACAAAAAUAUCAGGGCGAUCAAGAGAGUCGCGAAAAAACCAAAGCGACGAAAUAUCCUGGAAAAUAGAGUCUGAGGCGUCAUGUCUUCCACGCUUUGCCGAAAUAAAAUGCUUGAAAAGUCCAA
Molecule: messenger RNA, 2062 nt
Organism: Tigriopus californicus
Lineage: Eukaryota; Metazoa; Arthropoda; Copepoda; Harpacticoida; Harpacticidae
Gene: MetRS
Product: methionine--tRNA ligase, cytoplasmic-like
Exons: 2
Coding region: 95-2005 (636 amino acids)
Biological process (GO): methionyl-tRNA aminoacylation
Cellular component (GO): cytosol; aminoacyl-tRNA synthetase multienzyme complex
Molecular function (GO): ATP binding; methionine-tRNA ligase activity
Source: RefSeq, a predicted model, not a curated record